AUCUUUUUGUAAAAGGAGCUUAAACAAAGUUGUCUACUGCUGAAAAAACAAAAAACCCUAAAUCAUUACCCACGAAACCUCCCCUACCCUUGGCUGUUGUUGUCGCUUCCAUCUUCCUGUCUGACGUCACGGAGUUGCCGUCGCCGUUAUCGUUACUCCGUUCGACCUCUCCUCCUUCAUUGCUACUCCGUUCAACUCCUGCAUCGCCGCCUCUUUCUCUGCCGCCUGCGCGUUGUUUUUACCGUCUCUGCUCGCUCGGGUCACCGGCAUCUCUGCCACUCGCCUUUCUGCUCUCCUCUCUGGCCACGUCUUUACUCGCCUCUUCUCUCCGUCUCUGCCCACCCUAGUUUGCAAAGCAACAGCAGACCACUUUUUGUAGCAGAAGUUUUGUUAAAAGAGCAGGAGAAGCAGCCAAAAGAACAAUGAAUAUACUCUCAGUUUCACGUAGGUCAUUGAAUUUUGUUUCGAUAAAUCAGUUUCGUCAGACACAUUUGCUCAGAAGACUUUCUACAUGGCAGUUUACUGAUAAUGGCACUGUUAAUCAGCAAACUAAUAAGUUAGAGACUCCGGAGGAGUUUGAGGGGCGGAUUUUUGGUGAUAAUCCUGGGAGAAGUUCUUCAGUUGAUUCCUUUUUUGAAAAGGUUUCUCGUUGGGGAAAGGCUCAAGAUAGAUCUAAAGGUGAAAACUCAUGGUUGGAUGAUCUAGAAGAAAGUUUUGACACAUUAUCUGAUGGAAUGGAUGGAAAACUGAAGAAUGCUGCACGAUACUUUGAAUAUGAUUCAGACGAAGUCGAAGAAGAAGACUAUUCUUUUCGACAUGAUGCCACCUUUUGGCCUUACACAACGUAUGAAUUAAGGGAUCUUGACUUUACAAAACCUGGCGUACGCAAACCCAAACCGAGGGAUGAAUUCCAAAUAACCACGAAAGAAGUUCUUAGUCAGGCAGAUUUCAGGAAUGUUAGUUUCCUAGCAAACUUCAUAACAGAGGCAGGAAUAAUUAUUAAGAGAAGCAAGACUGGCAUUAGUGCAAAGGCUCAAAGGAAGGUUGCUAGAGAGAUUAAAACUGCUCGUGCUUUUGGCUUGAUGCCUUUUACAACAAUGGGUACAAAGGCAUUUAUUUCUGGGAGAACCAUGGAGAAUGUUGAUGAUGACUUUGCAUAUGAGACUUUUGGUAGAAAAAUGCAUGCCAAUCCUGCUAUGGAAGAUGACUACUCACGAGAGCGUAGAUAAAGAUGUGUGUUCUGUGGGGGUUCAGGUAGCUUGCAUCUAAUCUACAUUUUGUGCUUUUUGAUGUUCCUCUCCUGCUUAGAGACCUGAAAUUGAUUGAACUUCAAUUCGCAGCAAGAGCUUUGAUUACUAAGGUGUGUAUGCGUAGUUUAUGCUAGUAUAAAUCUUGAAGCUACAUGGUCUUAUUUCCUUGGUAGUAUCAUCAUACCGCCCGGGUUGGAGGCGUAGAAAUUUAUCCUUUAUGCAGAUUUCUUUCAAUGUAUCUGGAUAAAUAAGUCCUACUUAAUUUUAUUAUACGACAUUAAGUUCUCAAAAAAUAUCAUUAUAA
Messenger RNA from Arachis ipaensis, 1554 nucleotides. RefSeq names its product Ribosomal protein S18. NCBI's taxonomy places the organism in Eukaryota, Viridiplantae, Streptophyta, Magnoliopsida, Fabales, Fabaceae. The record is from RefSeq and is a predicted model, not a curated record. Gene Ontology annotation, molecular function: small ribosomal subunit rRNA binding; structural constituent of ribosome. Gene Ontology annotation, biological process: translation. Gene Ontology annotation, cellular component: ribosome; mitochondrial small ribosomal subunit.